AUGGGAUUACCAGUUAUGUAUGCGUGCCAUGUAAGCCAUAUAUAUAUUUUUUAUUUUCAGUGCUUUUCCAUAAUCGUUGAAAAUUUUUCAACUGUAUCUCAGUUUCCAACUGUAUUUCAGGAUCAUGCAGCUUUAGCAUCUACAUUAAGCGUUUCAUCACCUAAAAAAACUAAUAUUGAAGAACAUAAUGGUGGGAAAAACAAUGACCUAAAGAAUGCUCAUCACUCUGGUAAAACAGCGAAGCAUGAUUCAUCCAAACAUGAUGAAACUUCAGCUAAAAAAGGACAAACAACUCAUACACACAAAACCACCGAAGAUGAAGAAAAAUCUGGGAAAAAACAUUCCAGUCAUGACUCUGCAAAUCAUUCAAAACACCACCAUAAUGCCAAUCACGAAAAACAUCAGGGCAAAUAUAGCGACGGGCAUAAAGCAAAAAAAACUAAUUUGUUAAAAGGCUAUCGACAGCAAUAUCAUAAACAUGAACGCAAAAACCACGAUAGUUUUUGGAAUAAUGGCGAAAAGAAAGGUAAUUAUGAAAAAUUUGGCAGUGCACAUCAUAAGAAACACGGUGAAUUUCGAAAAAAAUCAGCGAAGCAUACGAAAGGUGAAAAAGGUGAAAGUAAUUCUUACGCUAAUAAAAAGACGUAUAAAAUUGAAAAGCCGGCCCAUAAUCAUGAUGGAAAACAACACUUGAAGUUGGGAAAUUUACAACCACAUUCUGGAACAGUUAUAAAAAAAUAAUUUUCUGUAUACCAAAUGGAGCUCCUUAUGAGUCAGCUGGCCGGGAAGCCCUCUUUAUGGAUGCUCGAAUUUUCUUCCAAUAGGAUAGAAUUAGUUUUUAUUCAAUGUACCUUAUUUUUAUAAUUUUACAUUUAUAAAUUCCAAUAAAAGAGUUAUAACAG
Molecule: messenger RNA, 902 nt
Organism: Chrysoperla carnea
Lineage: Eukaryota; Metazoa; Arthropoda; Insecta; Neuroptera; Chrysopidae
Exons: 4
Coding region: 1-741 (246 amino acids)
Source: RefSeq, a predicted model, not a curated record